Messenger RNA from Drosophila busckii, 1361 nucleotides. RefSeq names its product 39S ribosomal protein L37, mitochondrial (gene mRpL37). Gene Ontology annotation, biological process: translation. The record is from RefSeq and is a predicted model, not a curated record. Bases 75 to 1304 code for a protein of 409 amino acids. The transcript has 4 exons. NCBI's taxonomy places the organism in Eukaryota, Metazoa, Arthropoda, Insecta, Diptera, Drosophilidae. Gene Ontology annotation, cellular component: mitochondrion; ribosome. Gene Ontology annotation, molecular function: structural constituent of ribosome.
GACUUCGGCACAUUUCAUAACCAAACGCUUGCGGUGCAUUUAUUUUUAAUUUUCUUCAAUUAAAGCUAUCUAAAAUGCGUUUGACUAACAAACUAUUUGCCCAGCAUAUUGGUUGGCAUUUUAAGAAGCACUGGCAGGUUCAGGGCAGACGAGUGCCUAGGGAGACAGGUGCCGCUGCUGAGCUGCUUAAAUUUGGCAUACAAGUAAAAUCUCCAGAGGAAUUGCUUAACACCAAACAUGAAUUCCAAUUCGUGAAUGUUGUGGGCGCACAUCCGAAGCCUGUUGCUGAUGACCAGUCCAAUCCAAACUGGCAUAAGACUGCCUGCAAUUUCUAUGGGGAUAGCACUAUUUUGAUCGGUGGACUACCACAGGCACAGGUACUGACGAACACAAUUGAAAUCAACAGUUUUCCACGCCAGAUCCAGGACAUCAUUCAGAAAGUUCAACUACCAAAAACUAUUGAUCGCGGUGUACAGAAUGCCAUAUUUUCAUCUCACUUGUUAGAUGCAGAGCAAGUUAAAUUACCAAAAGUGAAAUUGAUCGAUAGGCCUGCAUACAAUUUGCCUCGUUUGUAUGGCAUAUCACACGAAAGACGCAACCGUCUGUUGGUAAAUAAACUUCUGUCGGAAAUUGAAAAGUUAGCAGGUCGUUCGGUGUCUAUACGUCGGAAGCAUAUUGAUAAUGUCACAUUUCAAACUGUAUUGACUAAGGACAACGAUGUGUUUGCCUUUCAUAUUGGCGCAGAUAAAUUAAUAACCUCAACGAAACCUCUGGACGCUAUUAAAGGUAAAUUCGAUGGAGAAUUACCCGAUCUUUAUCCAAUGAAGUGCACGAUAUCAAUGCAAAAGCGUCACAUUUACACAGAGAACAAUUUUUAUCCGCUUCGAGCUGAGAUCAACUGCUCACAUCCACAUACCAUAUUUUCGUUCUUCAAUAAUAAUUCGGUGAGCAAUGUGCAUGGAGCUGUUGUGUCAAAGAAUCAAUUCCAAGCGCGUACAUUGUUGAAGGCUUUUGCGGCUGCCGCCUCAAGGGCCAAGCAAUUGUAUGGUAGUGCCACCAAUGAGGCGCUACCAAGGCCAAUAGUUGUGCAAAGUGUUCAGACAGAUGGCAGAAUAUUCCACUUUGGUGUGCUUCAACUUAAUACACUUAAUCUAAACUCUAGCAGCACAGUAAAAAAUUAUUGGUUUAAUCGGCCAAGUGUUGAGUUAUUUGAGGAAUGUUGCUAUCAAACUGGCAGGCCACAUCUUGAAAAGUUUGACCAUGAGCCUUUUCGCAUACUAAAUGCUUUCUAUCAUAAUUCUUAGUAUGCAGACGCAAUAAAGUUGAUUGUUAAAGAAAACCAAAACUAAUUUGUUAUUGUC